Molecule: messenger RNA, 2375 nt
Organism: Salvelinus sp. IW2-2015
Lineage: Eukaryota; Metazoa; Chordata; Actinopteri; Salmoniformes; Salmonidae
Product: beta-crystallin B3
Biological process (GO): visual perception; lens development in camera-type eye
Molecular function (GO): structural constituent of eye lens
Source: RefSeq, a predicted model, not a curated record
AAUAACCAUAGGACAACUACGCUCUUACCAAGCUCUAAGAAACAUAUAGUUCUCAGAAUGUUAUGCACUAGCAAAGGAUCACUAACCCUGUCUCAAAGGAUCACUAUCCCUGUCUCAAAGGAUCACUAUCCCUGUCUCAAAGGAUCACUAUCCCCGUCUCAAAGGAUCACUAUCCCCGUCUCAAAGGAUCACUAUCCCCGUCUCAAAGGAUCACUAACCCAGUCUCAAAGGAUCACUAACCCCGUCUCAAAGGAUCACUAACCCCGUCUCAAAGGAUCACUAACCCUGUCUCAAAGAUGUCAAUUCUCUCAAAAAUGUUCUAUGGAAUCGUUUGUUUCUUUAAUGCUAUGUUUAUUAAAUUCACUGGAAUAAUAGACAACACGCAAAAAAUACACACACUCAGAGAUACAAAUACGGUUGGCCCAUAUACAGUAAGAAACAUUAUUUUGAGUGGCACCAUAGAAUGUUUCUGACACCUACAACUACCGGUYUACAUUGGCUGUGUGCAAAGCGUGUGAUAGGAGCAUGUUGGUUGCAUGCACCAGGUGUCAAUAGACAACAUCACUACUGUAUUGCAAGGAAGGGCUUCUCCAGAUUCCCCCUGGAAAGUGAGCUUGUAAAAAUGUCCAGUGCAUCAAGGGAGGUGUGUAAGAAGAUUUGCAUGUUGUUUGCAUUGCUGUUUGCAUGGCAAAGACCAAUGUUUGACUUGGAUCCUGCUAAUAUAGAACUGAACCAUGUACUGACACCUACCUAGUGCAUAGGACAGGGUGGUGUUAAGAGUAGGUAAACAGUGUCACACACAGUUUAGAGAAAGAGGUGAAUAGAGAGAUGCAAGGAGAGAAAAAGGGUAAGAGGUUAAACAAUGAGGAGGAAAGAAACUUAAAGGAUUAAGCAAUGGCUGAAAAUAAGAGAAGGUGAUGAAAAGGAUGAAAGGAGAAAAGUAAAGKAAAUGCACUACGGGAGAGUGAACGUGGGAGAAGAUGAAGGGGAGUAAAUAGAACAAUAGAAAGGAGAAAGAGAAGGAGAGAUGGCGGGGUAGUGGAGAGGCAGACGGAUGGAAAGCUGGACAGACAGACAGAUGGACAGCUAGGUGUGGUCAAUAGUGCUGAGUGGGGUUGAUCUCUCUCAAUCCUCUUGGCUCGCUGUCUGUGUGUGCCCACCAUCGGGCCACUGGCAGGGUGGCAGCAUGAGCGUGGUCAGCCUGGGUGGCAGCCCUAUUGAGGGGCAGUGUGAUGGACACAAUGCAAGCGACAGACUUGCUGCAUCAACAGCAUCCCCCAUUCCUGUUUUUUUUUGCUGCAGUGUGCCAUUUAUAAACCAUAAAUACCCCCCCCGGCCCCUAGUGCCUGCUCGCCAGGCCUCCACACUCACACGCCCUCAUACAGAGAGAGAAAGACAGAAAUAAAGAAAAGAAAGAACAAGGAAAAACGAAGAGAGUGUGGCUCGUACGUGGUGCAGUGAAGCACAAGCCAUCCAGAGGUAAAAUGUCAGAGCAGCAGGGUGCACCGGAGCAGCUAGCAGCUGGGAAGACCCAAGGAGGGGCAGGAGCCACCUAUAAGGUGGUGGUGUUUGAGUUCGAGAAUUUCCGUGGGAAGAAGGUGGAGCUGUCUGCAGAGUGUAAGGAUGUGAUUGAGAAGGAAUGUGAGAAGGUGGGAUCUGUCAUUGUGGAAUCUGGACCCUGGGUGGCGUUUGAGUGCCAGGCAUUUGGCGGGGAGCAGUUUGUCCUGGAGAAGGGCGAGUAUCCUCGUUGGAGCACCUGGACCAACAGCCAGACUAACAACUGCCUGCUGUCCUUCAGGCCACUCCGAGUGGACAGUGCAGAUCACAAGCUCCACCUGUUUGACAAACCAGGUUACGCAGGGAGGAAGAUGGAGAUUGUGGACGACGACAUUCCCAGUCUGUGGGUCCAUGGCUUCCAGGACUGUGUGGCCAGUGUAAAGGCUCUGAAUGGAACGUGGGUGGGCUACAUGUUCCCAGGCUACAGGGGCCGCCAGUAUGUCUUUGAGCUUGGAGACUACAAGCACUGGAACGACUGGGGAGCCACGGCGCCUCAGAUCCAGUCCGUCCGGCGAGUGCGCGACAUGCAGUGGCACAAAAGGGGCUGCUUCACCGCCCCUGCCCCGCCACCUGCCCCCACUCCUGCACCCAACCCCACACCCCCACCCCCUGCCACCGCUGGCACCAGCUGAAAGACAGGCUCCCUAAGAAGCCAACCCCGACCCCCCCAACCAUCCAGGGCUCCACUGAGCCUCUCCUCAUCACAGAGGGCCACCAAGAAACGACGAACUCGCAAGUGAAGUGACCAUCACUGACUUACCUAUGUGUCUGGAGUGGAAAUAAAGGCUCUGACCCUGAUUUGGUUUGAUCCAACUGGA